AUGCCGUCCGCAACCAUUGCCACACUGAUAAAAGUUAAUAGUGCAACAUAUACAGGUAGUUGCAAGGACUUUGUGACCGGAACCAACUUCCUGGUGUACUGCAGCCACUUCCUGUCAGCAUGGGGAGAUCGUAUGUGGGCCUUUGGUGUUGGCCUGUUCCUGAUCAAGAUUUCACCAGAAUCCCUUCAGUUGACUGCAUCAUAUGGGCUGGCUUCAGGACUUUCUGUUCUCUUACUGGGGGCCCUGAUAGGAGACUGGGUAGACAAGACACCACGACUCAAAGCUGCGCAGCUGUCCCUGGUGCUGCAGAAUCUGUUUGUGGCUCUGUGUGCGGGGGUCGUGUACGUCAACCUCACCUACCACGAGGACUUUAUCACCAUGUGGAGCGGGUGGCUGCAGAAGCUGGGGUCAGCGGUCAUCAUCAUCCUGGCUAUCUUGGCCAACCUGUCUAGUGUUGCUCGGGUGAUCGCCGUCGAGAAAGACUGGGUAGUUGAGAUCUGUGGCAAGGAUAAAGACAUGCUAGCAAAAAUGACUGCUACAUUGAGAAGAAUUGACCUUGCAACACAGAUUUUGGCUCCAAUUGCAACCGGCCAGAUAAUGUAUUUCACGGAGAUGAGGAUUGGUGCCGUGUUCAUCGGAGGCUGGAAUGUCGUAACAGUGUUCCUAGAGUACUACCUUAUGUGGAAGGUCUACAACACGGUGCCGUCUCUGUGCAAGAAGAAAUACUGGACGAAAAGUGACAAAGCAAAAGCAGUUUCCUCGGAAGAGGAAGUUCCUGUUCCGAAUGAGGCAAACACUGAUCUGCCUGUAGAUGGCACUGAUGAUCAAACAACUGGUAGGGGAGACAACUCUGUACAUGCAAUAUCAGAUGCUGUUGAAGAUGACCAACCAACAUCAUCGCCUGAAAAACUUGAAACCAGUGAAAAGUCAAAAGAAACAGAAAAUGUUCCUAAGGAAGAAACAGAGGAACCAUCGUCCUGCUGUGGAAAUUGUCUGCGGAAAAUGUUUUCAAGUUUCGUAGUUCUCUACAAAGGGUGGCGAACAUACAUGACGUAUGAUGUGGCCAACGCUGGACUUGGAUUGGCCUGUCUGUACAUGACAGUUCUCGGCUUCGAUAAUAUCACUACAGGCUAUGCUUACUCUCAAGGAAUAUCCGAGUCCGUCCUUGGAGGCUUCCAGGGAGGUGCUGCUGUAAUAGGCAUAAUAGGCACCCUGGCCUACCCAGCACUCCGGAGAUGUAUAGGCCUGGAGAGGACCGGACUGUUCGCCCUCUCUGCGCAGAUCACCUGUUUGACGAUGUGUGUCAUGUCAGUGUGGAUGCCAGGCAGCGUAUUCAACCCAUAUUACUUCUUUGAUGACCAAAGCAAUCAGACAACCUGUUCUACACGAGCAAUGUCUGUCAACAACUCGUUGGCCACAGCGUCUCCAAUUCCUGCCAUGUCUGUUAGUCCAGGCAACAGCACGACACCUGGUGUUCCGGGCUGUGUGGAGGACACUGGUCCAGAGUCAUAUCUCUCCAUUGGCCUACUCAUGGCGGGGAUUAUCACUGCUAGAUUUGGGUUGUGGGUGGCAGAUCUCACUAUCACACAACUGUUCAUGGAACGGGUGAAAGAACAUGAACGUGGGAAAGUGAACGGCGUUCAGAACUCUCUCAACAAGUUCAUGGAUGUGCUCAAGUUCAUUCUUGUCGUUGUACUUCCACAACCGCCUGUGUUUGGUUACUUGGUGAUUGUAUCGUUCGCUUUUAUAUGUCUUGGCUUUGGGCUUUAUGCGUCUUACUCCAGGCGGGCACGAGGUCAUCUUCUACCAUUCCACAAGAAAUGCAUCACAACAGAGGAGGACAAUCAGGCAGCUGCAGCUUAAAGUUGCCUUAUG
Haliotis rubra (blacklip abalone) is the source of this 1875-nucleotide messenger RNA. RefSeq names its product solute carrier family 40 member 1-like. Gene Ontology annotation, cellular component: membrane. The transcript has 8 exons. Gene Ontology annotation, biological process: iron ion transmembrane transport. The record is from RefSeq and is a predicted model, not a curated record. The coding region runs from base 1 to 1863 and encodes 620 amino acids. Gene Ontology annotation, molecular function: iron ion transmembrane transporter activity. NCBI's taxonomy places the organism in Eukaryota, Metazoa, Mollusca, Gastropoda, Lepetellida, Haliotidae.